AUAUCGUUAGUGUUUUCGGCAUCUUCUAACGCUUCUAAUACAAUCUUCGCUGUUUAGUCGUUCAGUUGAUCAUUUGUAGUCGUUCGCAGUGCUGCGAAAUUUAGUACGGAUAAACAGCGCUUUAAAAGAUUCAAACUGGCAGCGCUGUUUUUGGGUGCUCUGAAAUCCAUCAUGAGCUCGACGGAUCCAAAUGUGUCACCAAAAUCUACCACCAGUUCAUUGCCGCCAGAAAGUCAACGAACCGAUGAAGUAAAAAGAAUACGUCACGGACGAGGACGGAGUGGCGGCAAUAGUAAAAUAGCGAGAGCGGCAGCAUUUAAAAUCGUGAAUGAUGGAAACGAUCCAAAUAAAAAAGAAGGAACAAGGAGAGAAGAUAGGAAUAGGAAAGGAGAUAAGAAUAAGGAACAGAAAAGGGAUAGUCGAUCGAGGAGCAGAGGAAGCACAAAAGAAAGGGAAGGAAAUGGAAAUGGAAAGGGAAGAAAUGGAAGGAAGAAUGAAGAGGAAAGAAAGGAGACAGGUGACGGAGAGUGGCGAAGAAAAGGAAGAAAAAAAGGAAAAAAAUUGAAUUUUAAUAGAGGAAAUGGACGUCCGUACAUAGGGAAAAAGGUCAUAAUGAUUAAUCCUAGAGGAACAUUCAAUUUAUAAUUUUUUUUUUUUAAACAUAAUUUUGUAAUUUUAUUUG
Leptopilina heterotoma is the source of this 682-nucleotide messenger RNA. RefSeq names its product translation initiation factor IF-2-like. Lineage: Eukaryota; Metazoa; Arthropoda; Insecta; Hymenoptera; Figitidae. The record is from RefSeq and is a predicted model, not a curated record. The coding region runs from base 172 to 645 and encodes 157 amino acids. The transcript has 6 exons.